CCCAUUCUCGCUCUUGAUAUAGUCGAGCUCGACCGCGGCAAUGUCUGUCAAGAUCACCGGCUUCGAGACACACGAUGUCCGCUUCCCCACCUCACUCACAGGUGAUGGUACGGAUGCCAUGAACACGGACUGCGACUACUCCUCGGCAUAUGUGACCCUGUUCACUUCGUCCGACCUCGUCGGCCACGGUAUGACCUUCACCAUUGGCCGCGGGAACGACAUUGUCUGUGCUGCGAUCAAGGAGGUCGCGAACCGUCUGCUUGGCAAGGAUGUUGAGGAGCUGUUUGCCAACAUGGGCAAGACGUGGGAGUAUCUCUGUGCAGACCCUCAAUUGCGAUGGAUUGGCCCCGAGAAGGGCGUUAUACACAUCGCGCUGGGAGCCGUCGAUAACGCACUAUGGGACAUGUUUGCCCGCUCCCGUAACAAGCCGCUCUGGAAGCUCGUAGUGGAUAUGUCUCCGGAGGAGCUCGUCAGCGCAACGGCGUUCCGGUAUAUUACUGACGCAAUCACGCGCGAAGAAGCCCUCGAGAUGCUCAAGGCGAAGGCUGCAACUAAGGCCGAGCGCGAGGCGACCGUGCGCAAACGCGGGUACCCCGCAUAUGUCACCUCAGCGGGCUGGCUCGGCUACAGCGACGAAAAGGUCGCGCGUCUAACGCGCGAGGCUGUCGAGGCGGGCUUCAAUCACUUCAAAAUGAAAGUCGGUGCGGACCGCGACUCGGACCUCCGCCGCGGCAAGAUCAUCCGCUCGAUCAUCGACGAUCCGCAAUAUCUACCCACAGACCGACCCCCGCGUGACCCCAGUAGUCCUGAGUUGAUUGGCAAGAAUGCGGGUCCGACGGGCAGCGUCCUCAUGAUCGACGCGAACCAAGUGUGGGAUGUUCCACAGGCUAUCGAAUACGUCAAGAGCCUCGAGGACAUCAAGCCAUGGUUUAUCGAAGAGCCUACCGCUCCUGACGACAUUUUGGGACACGCUGCGAUCCGAAAGGCCUUGCGCCCACACGGUAUCGGUGUUGCCACCGGCGAGCAUGCGCACAACCGCAUGGUGUUCAAGCAGCUUUUGCAGGCCGAGGCCAUCGACGUGUGCCAGAUCGACUCGUGUCGUCUCGCCGGCGUCAGCGAAGUGUUGAGUGUCCUGUUGAUGGCUGCCAAGUUCGGCGUCCCGGUGUGCCCGCACGCGGGCGGUGUUGGUCUCUGCGAAUAUGUCAUUCACCUUAGCUUGAUUGACUACAUCGCAGUCUCCGGCUCGAUGGACCGCAAUGUCCUUGAAUUCGUAGACCAUUUGCAUGAACACUUCUUGUAUCCGUGUUCCAUCAACAAGGACGGCCGAUACAAUGUACCAAGCGACGCAAAGGAGGGCUACAGCAUCGAGAUGUACAAGUCAAGUAUCGCCGAAUACGAGUGGCCGCAUGGCUCGUAUUGGGUAAACUCCCCGAAGACGAAGGGCCAGUAGGCGGCGGUCGUGAGGAAUGUUAAACAGACACAACCUUGUGUAGCAUAACUAUCGCAAUGUAUAUCCACAUCUACGUUCUGCUCCACCGCACGUAAGGUAUGAGAAGCGUGCUAUGCUGCGCGCAGCGAUCCUGCCUGUCGAACGUACAAUAAAUGCCUAAU
Postia placenta MAD-698-R-SB12 is the source of this 1611-nucleotide messenger RNA. RefSeq lists its product as hypothetical. Gene Ontology annotation, biological process: amino acid catabolic process; carbohydrate catabolic process. The transcript has 8 exons. Lineage: Eukaryota; Fungi; Basidiomycota; Agaricomycetes; Polyporales; Adustoporiaceae. Gene Ontology annotation, molecular function: L-fuconate dehydratase activity; magnesium ion binding. The coding region runs from base 41 to 1450 and encodes 469 amino acids. The record is from RefSeq and is a predicted model, not a curated record.